AUGGCGAACGCGCACCCUCACUCACCCCGUUCUCGUCCGCGGCUCUGCUUCUGUGUUACAGAGAUCCUGCCCUCCUCCACCUCCGUAGACCUGUCGGGCACGGACUCGGCCUUGUACCCGUUCGACCCGCAGCAGGAGAACUACCAGGAGAUCUGGUUGCCGGCGACCAGUAUGUACCCCUAUUUUCUGUUCCCCGGGACCGCGCGCACCCCGCCGUACUACGAACCCGACAGCACGUACGACAUACGGGAGCCCGGUGACCGACGCCCAGACCACUACCAACACCAUCACCGUCACGGCAAUCGGCAUCAUCACGGUCACCAGGAGGCGCCGGAACUACCCGGCCGGCCAGCUGUCCUCGUUGUCGAGGCGUACGAUCCUCAGACCGAUUCGAAUCGGUACGGAACCGACGUGAAUCGGUACGAGGAUCGCGCGGCAACCUCGCGUCCAGGCGCUGAUCAUCCGGAUCGGUCGACGGAUGGAUCUUCUUCCUCCUUCUCCUCCUCUUCUUCUUCUUCUUCUUCUUCCUCUUCUUCUUCUUCUUCGUCUUCGUUAUCCAAGCAUGAUCGCGCCUCCAGCACAGUGCACCUGCAGCCCCAAAGCGAGCAUGACGCGCACCCGCACCAGCAUCGGCACCACCACCAUCACCACCAACAGCACCAGCACCAUCGUCAGCACCCUGCACUACCCGCACCGCCGCCGUCCGUCGUCGCGACGCUGUCGUCGUCGUCGGCGGGCUCGUAUGCGCCGGCGGCCGCUCGUCCCACGCCUACCGUGCUGGAUGAGCCGUUGGGGGCCCAUGGGCCCGGCCACGCUGAGCCGCCACGGCUACCGGCCCAAAGGAAGUUUGCACCCAGGCCCACCUACGAGCACCGCGCGAUCGUCGACGACGACGACCUCGACGACCUCGAGUUCAGGAUUGGCGCGCUGCCUGUCGACCGGCUCUUCGAUCUCCGCGAGACCUUCGAAGGGUUCGUCGACCAAGGUUCGUACCGGGUCCAUCGGCGCGCAUGGAGAGUCCCAUUUGGAAAGGAGCGGCCGAAGGCGUGUCCAGAGACAUGUCAAAAACGUUUUGGGAGAAUCGUUAAAGCAUGCGAAAACGCCAGAUAUUAUAUGAUGGGCACAAUUUUUUAAUAUUUUUUCUUUUUGUUUCGGGUCUUAUAUUUUUGUUCUGAGAAAUUUGAAAGUUUAAAAAUUGAAAAGAAUUAUGUUGAUAAUUUUGAAAGUUUUGAGCAGAAUUGAGGACCAUUAAAUAGUUAUGAAAUUGAUAAUAACAUCUGAACUUAUAAUCGGAUGCAUAUUUUAUUAUACUUUGUCAAUAUAAAAUCGAUUUAUUUUUAGAUUCCUGACAAUUUCUUUACAGAUCUUACUGCUUUAUUUUUUUCUUUAUAUAAUAAUUAAUAUAUUGUAAAAUACAGAAAUGUUUGUGUAGUACCCAUCGAUAUCCUAGCGUAAGUCGCUUUAAUAAUUUAUUUAGAAGGAAACUGAUGUUGGUUUGUUUGAAUAUACAUGUACAAUGCUUAUAUAAUACAGGUAAAUUAUAAUUUUACC
Messenger RNA from Ooceraea biroi (clonal raider ant), 1551 nucleotides. RefSeq names its product bromodomain-containing protein 4-like. Lineage: Eukaryota; Metazoa; Arthropoda; Insecta; Hymenoptera; Formicidae. The record is from RefSeq and is a predicted model, not a curated record.